CGGCUGGGUAGUUGGCGCUGUCGUAGAUGUCGUUGAUUCGUCGCCAGAUUCAGAUAGUUAAAAAAUAUAAGUUAGAAGCCAUUGACAAUUUAUUGUCGGUCGAAGUGCAGCAACAAAGGACUCCAUAUCCUUUUUGGAUUCAGAUCUUUAGCCACCGGAAACGGAAGCCAAGCAACUCAUCAUGGUUCAGAUAUCUCAGACGGAAGACGAUAUAAAAAUAUCCAUUGAACUUAAUAGACUUGUGACUCGCAAGCCAGAUGUGGUACUGCUUCCUCAGUAUUUAAAAUUCAACAAUCCGCCCAUUUUUUUCGAGCGUCAUCUGGUUCAGGAAGUUGACGAAAUGGCUAGUUUUUGUCGCAUCUUUAAAAACGAAGCUCGAAUUGUGCUUGUAAAGAAGGAAAAGGGUUUGUGGCCGGAGAUGUUCCAGAAACUGGACAAGGAAACUCUUCUGCAGAAGCGCCUGGAGAUAGCUGAUCUAAUCGUGGAGCGAAACAAAAAACGGGAUGAAAUGGCCCUUGAAAGGUUUGAUAAGAAACGGCGCGCAGAAAUAGAAAAGGAGAUUAAACGGGAGACCGCCAUGAGAGAACGGCUGAAGCAGUUUCAGGAAACGUCUGUUCGCGACGCCCUUGUGGUAGAUGUUCGAAGGGAGGUUAAGGCCAAUCCCAGCCCCCCUUCCGAUCGCCUUGCUACACCUCUUGUACGGCCACCUAUGUCUGCCAUUCGAGGUAGUGGAAGGAUAAACGUAAGCUUCACUACUCAACAUAAGCGGAGCACACCGAAGCGGGAGUCGCAGUCCAAUAUGGAGACGGCAUAUGCCGCCGCCGGAGGACUGAAUGCAGCCGGUAACUUGCCCAUGGAAAGUCUCGACGAUUAGCUAUAACAUAAGUUGAUGUUAAAAUAGAGUGCUAAUGUUUCCUAUUUA
Messenger RNA from Drosophila bipectinata, 922 nucleotides. It is a transcript of the gene Dnaaf4, whose product is annotated as Dynein axonemal assembly factor 4. Lineage: Eukaryota; Metazoa; Arthropoda; Insecta; Diptera; Drosophilidae. The record is from RefSeq and is a predicted model, not a curated record. Gene Ontology annotation, biological process: outer dynein arm assembly; inner dynein arm assembly; cilium movement.